CUGGGCACCCAGUCUGCCGUCUGCCCCAGUGCCGCCCAGUCUGCCCCAGUCGCAGCGAUGAAUCCCUCGGGGGACGACACCCCGGUGACGGUGGCGACGCGCAGCAGUCAUUGCAGCGUCGAUUCGGCUGGGCGACGAGGUGCCGCUCCGAACAUGAGGGUCGCGGCAAAGUUCAUUAGCAGCUCCCAAGAUGUUCACCAGGAGCCCAUGAUCCGGAUUUGGACGCGUGCCAGCCUUGACAACCUCAUGGUCCUUGUGGUGAUCAUCGAUGCCUGCUGCGCUGUCUACGACAUCGACGCCAGAGCCGAUGACAGAUCUACACCCUUAGCCACCCUCAUCCUGUCAGAUGUUUGCCUAGCUCUCUAUGCCAUUGAGUUGAUGACGCGCAUCCUCUCGGAUGGGUGUCAAGUGUUUCGAUCCAUGGGGAUUCAGCUGGACUGUGUGGUGAUCGUUUGCGGCAUCCUGGAGAAGCUCCUUCAAGCCUUGGGCAGUGGAGAGGACAUCUCCAAGAUUGGCUUGAGCCGUGCGCUGCGAUUGAUUCGUAUCGUCCGGCUCACGCGCAUCGUGUCGCGCACGCGGCGCUUCCGGGAGCUGCAUAAGCUCAUUCGAAUGAUGGCCACCUGCUUGAAGGCUUUGUUGUGGUCAUUCGUGUUUUGCUUUGUUUGCAUGACAGUUUGGGCGAUGCUGAUUGUCGAGGUCAUCAACCCCCUUGUCCAGGAGUUGCAUUCCGCUGGCGAGCUGCAAGACUGCAGUGCGGAGUAUUGCAUCACGGCAACCUCGUCGGUGAUGGAUGCGAACCUACUCUUGUUCAAGACGGUUAUUGCCGGUGAUAGUUGGGGAGAGCUUGCCGUUCCGGUGAUCAAGGAGUACCCCUCCACUGCGAUUAUUUUCAUGGGCAGCUUGUUGACCUUAGUCUUCGGGGUCCUAAAUCUCAUCGUGGCAGUGGUUGUAGAUACCUUUGCUGAAGCUCGCCAGAGAGAUGUGAUGAAUUUGGCAGAAGAAUUGGAGAUGGAUUUCAUGAGCGACCGGAGGCGCCUGCAGAAGAUUUUCGAUCGAAUGGACCAGGACGGGAGUGGCAUCGUGACCUUCGAAGAGCUGGUCGAGGGAGCGCGUGCUGAUCAGGAGUUCCAAAGCAGAUUGCGGGUCAUGGACAUCGAUGAGUCGGACUUGCAGCAGCUCUUCGACAUGAUCGACAUCACAGGCGAGGGUGAGAUCAAGAGCGAAGAGUUCAUCGCUGCCUUGUCGCGCUGGGUGCACGACUCCAAAACGGCACCCCGCUUCGUCAAGUACAACAUGCAGCGGGCUUUGCAAAUGCAGGACGAUCUCUUCAAGUUGAAUAUGGAGAGCUUCCAAGCUUUGGCCCAGCGUAUCGACCUCCUGGCCCGGGGCCUCGACCACCUCCUGGCCCAGGACGGGCUCUUCGACGAGGAUGAGCCGCUUCACCCCCUCCACCUGGAGGAGUCGGGUGGGUCGGUGGAGAAGCACGCGGAGGCGGUGCCGGUGCAACAAGAUGGCAUCGUCGAGGAGCCCAAUGCCUCCAAGAGCUCGUUGUCAAGUCUUCUUGCAGCUCAUAAGGUCACCAGCUCGAAACAGCUUCAACCCGACAUGUCCGUGGAACUCAAGGAGCCGCCUCCAAGCCCGAUCGCUUCCAAUGGCGGGUCGAAAGAGGGGCCGAGGGCGACCAGCAGCCCAUUGAUGCCGCCUUUGGGGGAAGCUUUAGAGGGCUUGGAGGCCGUUGUGGCAAAGGCCACUGAACAGGCGCUCAAGCGCUGCAUGGCCAUGAUGGAGGCGCCCAAGCGGUUUGGAGGCUUUGGAGCUGGGCUGACGAGCAUGAACUUGGAGUUGCGGCCUUUCUCGCGGGAGGUCUCCAACGGCUCUGAUUUGAAGCCGUGGGAGAGUUGUCGGCCUUGGGAGAGCCGCUCCAUUUUGGAGAAGUCCCGCGCACGCAAGCGCCACGCGCCGCCGCCUCGGCUUCCAGUGGGGCGCUUUUUGCCACCCAGCGGGCAGACGGGCAGCCGGGCACAGUCGAAGGAUGUUCGGGAGGAACGACAAGGAUCCAAGGAAACAGGCCAGCAGUCUUUGCCAACCUCAAGCAAUGGCUUGCCUUUUUGGAUGUCACCCUUACAAAGCCUCCGGAGCCGACGAGGCUCUCAGGAAGGUCGCUCCUCUCCUGGGAGAGCCUCUCAUCGUAGCUCGCGGAACUCGGUCUGACCUCAGAGGCGUCCUCAGCUACGAAGCCCCGCCAGGGCCCCCGGCUAGGGGUGUCCAAUAGCCCCUUAGAGGUGAUUCGGGGUGCCCAUGAACCAGGGAGCCCUGGCAGGCUUUGCUUUUGGUGACUCGCGAUUUGAUCGCAUCAUAUCGCAGAGCAUCGUGGGGUCCCACCCAACAAGGGUCCCCCCGCUUCAAAAUGGACUCUGACUUGCUUCCUGCAUUUUGCAGGUGAAAUUCACUUUUGGUCCUCCAAAAGUGCACAAGCAUGAGCCUUCGCCCUCCCUGUGGGGGUGAACUUUUGCAUGGCCAGGGCGCCCGCAAAGACCCGCCCAAAAAGAUGGCCCGCGACUUUUCGAGGCCCUGUGCGUCUCCAGAUGGUUCCGAAUGAGGGGGUUUUCAGGCACAGGGAUGACGGCCCUGAGCACCCCUCCAGCACUCACGGGCUGGGCCAUCGGCUGGGCUGGGAACGGUGGCAACGGCGGAUGACUUGGCAAGGUCAGUACACGGCGGAUGGUUUUUUUUCCUCCUGAGCUCCGAGGAGGAACAAGAAAUAAC
Messenger RNA from Durusdinium trenchii, 2766 nucleotides. The record is from the annotation of a GenBank genome assembly. NCBI's taxonomy places the organism in Eukaryota, Dinophyceae, Suessiales, Symbiodiniaceae.